UUGUCUAGGUACUCCCUGUCCAGGUACAUAAACUUUCCUUUUCCUCAUAUCGUCUUUGUGAUCACUUUGCAUUCUUUUACACGCGUGAGACCAUUGGGCACUACCGUUGCGUGCUUCAAUCAGCCGUCCGUGUCCUUGUCUGCACUGCCUCGCAGCAGCAAGAGUCCACCAACCAACCGUGCCAGAUCUGCAGCAGACACCUGAAACUGCUCCUUCGCAGGGGUCCGUGAGAGAAAGAGGGAGAGAAACUGCAAGUCAAAGCUGCCCCUUGCACCAUCGCCAAUAUGCAUAAUCUCCGACCGCCGGUAGCAAGUGAGAGCUCGCCAAUCUCGCCAACAGCUAUCACCGAAUUUCGCAAACGUUCACUGCCUCCACAUAUUAUCGAGAUACAGAAGAAGGAGGCUCUAGCCAUGGUCACCGAACACUCAGGGGAAUCCAAGGAAGAACAACCACAAUCACAGCCGUCUUUUUUGAUACGGCACUUCUACAGACCAGCUCGAACCUCUGGUACAGAUGACCAUGGGAGUGAUGCAGCGCCAGUCAGCUUCUCAUUUCUAUCGCGCGGGUUCAUCACGCUGGCAGCAACACUUUGUCUCAUUAUAGUAGCAGUACUAUGUGCGGUCCUAACCUCAAUAUACGUGCGCCAUCAGAGACAAGAACAAGCUAUUCGUCGGUCCCCUGUGCAUGAAGCAAUAUUUGCCAACUUCCCAGAUCCUGCAAUAGUCAAGCACGAAGGGUUGUAUUACGCCUUUGCUACAACCAAUGCUGCUGGAAUCCUCGCACAAGCGCACAACAUGACUCUGGCCGACUAUGGCAGGAGCAACAUUCAGAUGGCAACCAGUCUGGAUUUCAAGAAUUGGACGUUACUAGACUCCAAGCAUGAUCCCCUUCCAGACUUGGGCGGCUGGGUGAAGCGUGGAUUCAAUGAGAAACACAUUCCAUUUGCAAAUGUCUGGGCCCCAGCAGUCAUCAAGAGACCCAGCGAUGGCAAAUUUAUCCUGUACUAUUCCGCUGCAGUAGAGAACGCAACACGGUCCCACUGCAUCGGCGCCGCGAUAUCGAAUACGUCGUCACCGGCCGGGCCUUAUUUCCCAUUGAAUACAACCAUCACCUGUCCUAUCAAAGAGGGUGGCGCUAUUGAUCCGACUCCCUUCAUCGACAUGGACGGGUCUUUCUAUCUUGCUUACAAAAUCGACGGCAACAACGUCGGUCGGGGCGGCGUUUGCGGUAAUACGGUGACCCCUAUCGUCUCAACUCCUAUACAGCUGCAGAGGAUGAAAGAGGAUGGAGUUACGCCAGACGGUCCCGAGACGACCAUCCUUGACCGCACUGAACAAGAUGGUCCUCUGGUAGAAGCGCCGUUCCUGGUACGGAGCUCAGGAGGCAUAUAUUUCUUGUUCUAUUCCUCGGGGUGUACGCGAGAUUCUUCAUACGAUGUCAAGUAUGCCUGGGCGCAGAACGUCACAGGUCCAUAUCAACGUGCGGACAAGCCUUUGCUGAAGACUGGCGACUUCAAAUUACUGGCACCUGGAUCAGUCGGCCUUACAGAAGUGAUGGAGGACGAAACCUUCGGAAUGGCCUUUCACGCUCGGGUCGAGGCACCGUAUGGUAAGGUCAGGGCAAUGUAUACCUCGACCAUUCGUUUCAACGGAUCCGAAGUGUUAUUGGUUAGGAAAUGAUAGUAAUCCAUCUCGAAACAUCUUGAUAUAUGAAAUAUAUCGCUUACUCUGU
This is a messenger RNA of Aureobasidium pullulans EXF-150, 1731 nucleotides long. Its product is annotated as Arabinanase/levansucrase/invertase. Gene Ontology annotation, molecular function: hydrolase activity, hydrolyzing O-glycosyl compounds. NCBI's taxonomy places the organism in Eukaryota, Fungi, Ascomycota, Dothideomycetes, Dothideales, Saccotheciaceae. Bases 285 to 1679 code for a protein of 464 amino acids. The transcript has a single exon. The record is from RefSeq and is a predicted model, not a curated record. Gene Ontology annotation, biological process: carbohydrate metabolic process.